CUCAGGUGAUCCGCCCGCCUCGGCUCCCGCAGUGCUGGGAUUACAGACGGAGACUUUUCUUUAGCGCCAGUUUCCCACUAUGGGAGUCUGUAUCCUGGUUACCACGGAAGAUUAGGUUGCAUCAUAGUCUGGCAAUAGUUUUUUGAUCUUUAGACACAGUUCAAUGAGAAGUAUUCGAAGCAGUAAAAAUGAAUCACAUUCCAACUUUUAUUAAGAAGAGUACUAUUAGAUGAAAACACUUUUCACAGUGUUAUAUAAAAAGACCCAUUUUACUUACCCUACGAUAAGUAACAGAACCCCUGGGGUAACAGCCCAGGCACCAAAUCUGACACCUCAGAGUCGUCCUUGACUUCCCUAACCCGCUUUCCCGCAUCUCAGAUUCUGAGAAUUUGGUUUCUAUCAAGAUGUGCCUCUCAAGCCAGGCCUCUCCUGCCAGGACGGUGGUCACAGGGCCAUCUCCCUCUCCUGGGGCCCCAACUGCCUGGUCAAGGUGACUGCUACACACGUGGGGUCGCAGAAACCCUCCAGUCACAACGUCUUCAACGUCUUGUCAGCCCUCUGAUCGCACUAAACGUCUUUAAAGCCUCCCACUCCUUUAACAGGGUCACCUCUGUGUACAGGCGGCCUCCUCGUGCUAAGUGUGGCCGCGUUCAAGAUUCCGAGACACAGACCCCUCCCGCGUCACUCUCCGGGCACAGGAACUCCUACUCAUCCCUCAGUCAUCAGCUCGAAGGUUUCUUCUCCAAGAAGCCUGCCCGGCACCCGAGAAGUAGAGCCGCGAGCCUUCUCCCGGGCGCCCAGCCUUCCCCCGUACAGGCAGGGAUCAUCCCGGGAGCCCGCGCCGGGCCCCGCUGAGGCCAGGGGCUCCUCGGAGGCGCGAGAAAGCCGGAUAACCAGCGCGGUUACGGCACACACGAUGCGGGGCCUGCAAGGAUACCGGGCGGCCGCUCCUCAGUGGUAAGACAGAGGCUCCGCAGAAGGGAUACUGAGGUCGGAGAGGCCGCGGAAACCCCACACCUCACUCCACGGGCCAGGUUCCGCCCCGCCCCGAUGACGCUUCCGGAUCCGGCGUGUGCCGGAAGUGGGCGGGCGGCGGCGGCUGCGCGCGGAGGCGGUGGAGGAGGUGCUGGGAGCAGCCCGGUGGCCGCUUCCCGCCCCCGAGCCGGAGCCGGUGCGAGUGGAGCAGAGCUGAGGUCGGGCCGCGAGUGGAGCCGGCUGAGCGGGCGCCGAGCUCCCGCCAUGGCCCGGAACACGCUGUCCUCGCGCUUCCGCCGGGUGGACAUCGACGAAUUUGAUGAGAACAAAUUUGUGGACGAGCAGGAGGAGGCGGCGGCGGCGGCGGCGGAGCCAGGCCCGGACCCGAGCGAGGUGGACGGGCUCCUGCGGCAAGGGGACAUGCUUCGGGCAUUCCAUGCAGCCUUGCGGAACUCACCCGUCAACACCAAGAAUCAAGCUGUGAAGGAGCGAGCCCAGGGCGUGGUGCUGAAAGUGCUCACAAACUUCAAGAGCAGCGAGAUUGAGCAGGCUGUGCAGUCACUGGACAGAAACGGUGUUGACUUGUUAAUGAAGUACAUUUAUAAAGGCUUUGAGAAGCCCACAGAAAAUAGCAGUGCAGUGUUACUCCAGUGGCACGAAAAGGCCUUAGCAGUAGGAGGACUAGGCUCCAUUAUAAGAGUUCUUACAGCAAGAAAGACUGUUUAAAAAAAAAUAAAAAGACUCAUGUUACCUUGAGAAGAAUUCUGGAUGCCCAGGCUGGUGAAGAAGGGAUUGACAAUGGACCAUCUUCCUAGGAACUCCCAAGUAAACUAUUUCAGGACAUGUAUCUGCUGAAAUGUAUUUUAUUUUCAAGGUGGAGGGAAAAAUCGUCUAUUUCCUAAAUCCUGUUUAGGAUCUGAUAGUCUAUGCCUUUGUCUCCGAGUACUGCAGAACUGACAUUUUGACGAUUUACCAGAGUGGCAGCUGGCGUUGGUCAGGUGCACCUGUGUGCACUGGGGGAGGGAUGGUUUGGGCAGGUGCAGAUCCAAGGGCUGUGGUAAACGGGAGAGCUUGUGUUUUUGAAGUGGAAAAAAACCCAAGAGUUUGUACAGACAUCCCGUCUUCCCAGAGAAGGUGGACACUCUUGGGCUCAUUGUAAAGUGCCUGCUGCAUCAAUAAAGCUCUUGGCUUAUUAGUAUAUACAUUGCGGUGUGUUUCAUAUAUGUAAAAAAAUGGUAAUGAAUGGGAUGGUAAUGAAUGAGAGUUCAGUUGUUCCGGAAACCCGACGUGGGAGGAGUAGACCUGUGCCCCUGUUGAGUCACCCCUAGGAGCGAGCAUGGCAAUCCACAGGCCCUCUGCCACAGGACGCCAGCCUUGGCCUCAGAGCCGCUGGCUGCUGCAGAGAGGUGUUUGCUGAAUGAACUAUUUAUUGUUUCUUACUCCUUUGAUUUGUAUGUAAUUAAUUUUGGAGCUUAUUUAAUAAAGUGCCAAACAUUUAAUAAUUGA
Cercocebus atys (sooty mangabey) is the source of this 2481-nucleotide messenger RNA. It is a transcript of the gene ARPC5L, whose product is annotated as actin related protein 2/3 complex, subunit 5-like. Gene Ontology annotation, molecular function: actin filament binding. Gene Ontology annotation, biological process: cell migration; regulation of actin filament polymerization; Arp2/3 complex-mediated actin nucleation. Lineage: Eukaryota; Metazoa; Chordata; Mammalia; Primates; Cercopithecidae. Gene Ontology annotation, cellular component: actin cytoskeleton; cytoplasm; Arp2/3 protein complex. The coding region runs from base 1051 to 1701 and encodes 216 amino acids. The transcript has 4 exons. The record is from RefSeq and is a predicted model, not a curated record.